Messenger RNA from Indicator indicator, 2181 nucleotides. RefSeq names its product NADPH oxidase 5 (gene NOX5). Gene Ontology annotation, biological process: superoxide anion generation; defense response. The coding region runs from base 10 to 2181 and encodes 723 amino acids. The transcript is spliced from 15 exons. The record is from RefSeq and is a predicted model, not a curated record. Gene Ontology annotation, molecular function: calcium ion binding; superoxide-generating NAD(P)H oxidase activity. Lineage: Eukaryota; Metazoa; Chordata; Aves; Piciformes; Indicatoridae. Gene Ontology annotation, cellular component: plasma membrane; NADPH oxidase complex.
UCCUGCACCAUGAGUGUGGGUGAGGAUGCUGAGUGGCUGCAGUGGGUGACCAAGCAGUUUGGGAGCAUUGCUGGGGAGGACAAAGAAAUCAGCUUGGAGGAGUUCAAAACUGCUCUCCAGGUGAAGGAGUCCUUCUUUGCUGAGAGGUUCUUUGCUCUGUUUGACACGGAUGGGAGUGGGACCAUCAGCUUGGAGGAGCUGCUGAGAGCCCUGAGCCUGCUCGUGCAUGGCACUGAGAUGGACAAGCUGAGGUUCCUCUUCCAGGUGUAUGAUGUGGAUGGCAGUGGCUGCAUCGAGCCGGAGGAGCUGUGCGUGGUGCUGCGGUGGUGCCUGCGGGAGAGCGCCAUCGCCCUGCCCGAGCAGCGCCUGCGGGACCUCACCUUCGCCCUCUUUGAGGCUGCCGACAAGGACCACAGCGGCUCCAUCACUUUCGAGGAACUCAAGGAGGAGCUGGAGGCUUUCCCAGAGGUCAUGGAGAACCUGACCAUCAGUGCAGCGAGCUGGCUGAAGCCCCCAGCAGCCGUGGAGAGGAGCCACCAGCCACGCUGCCUGAGCUGGGCCUACUGGCACAACCACUGUGGCACCCUGGCCUUCCUGGGGGGCUACACCAGCAUCAACCUCCUGCUCUUCUCCCUGGCUGCCCUGCACCACGCCAGCCGUGGCGGCUGGGUGAUGGUGGCCAGAGGCUGUGGGCAGUGCCUGAACUUCAACUGCACCUUCCUAGCAGUGCUGAUGCUGCGGAGGUGCCUGACCUGGCUGCGGGCCACCCCCUUGGCCAAGGUUUUGCCCCUGGACCAGCACGUUGUCUUCCACCAGCUCGUGGGGUACGUGGUGCUGGCACUGGCAGCUGCCCACACAGGUGCCCACCUUGCCAACUUCAGCAGGCUGGCGCAGCAGGACGGGCACCAUGCCCUCACGGAGUACCUCUUCUCAGCCCUGCCCGAGGUGGGGGGCCUGGGGGGCACGGCCUCACAGACAGGACUGGCACUCCAGGGGCUGCUGGCCGCCAUGCUCGCCUUCUCCAGCCCCUGCGUCCGGCGGAGCGGCCACUUCGAGGUCUUCUACUGGACCCACCUCUCCUACAUCUCUGUCUGGACCCUCCUCAUCCUCCAUGGCCCCCACUUCUGGAAGUGGUUUGUGGUUCCUGGUUGCCUCUUUGUGCUGGAGAAGGUGCAGGGCUUGGCUUGGCGGCGUGCUGGGGGGCUGCGCAUCGUGGAGGUCAACCUGCUCCCCUCCAAGGUGACUCACCUUGUGAUUGAGAGACCACAGUCUUUCCACUACAAGCCUGGAGACUACAUCUACCUGAACAUCCCAGCCAUUGCCACCUACGAGUGGCAUCCCUUCACCAUCAGCAGUGCCCCUGAGCAGCAAGAGACCCUCUGGCUGCACAUCAGGUCUCUGGGGCAGUGGACCAACAAGCUCUAUGAAUACUUCCAGGAGCCCAAAUGUCCCAGCCCAGAGCCAAAACCACUCAGCAGGAGCCUGAGGGAGAAGAGACAUCAGCACUGGGUGCAGGUUGGUGCCGAUGGGGCUCAGCUGCUGGGUGAGACCCAUCGGCUCUGCAGCGUCAAGUGCUACAUCGAUGGCCCCUACGGGACCCCAGCGCGGAGGAUCUUCAGCUCGGAGCACGCGGUGCUGAUCGGCGCCGGCAUCGGCAUCACCCCCUUCGCCUCCAUCCUGCAGAGCAUCAUGUACAGGUACCGCCGGCGAAAGCAGAGCUGCCCCAGCUGCCACUACUCAUGGUGUGAGGACCUGCAGGACGAGGAGAUGAUGCUCAGGAAGGUUGACUUCAUCUGGAUAAACCGGGACCAGAAGCACUUUGAGUGGUUUGUCAGCCUGCUAGCAAAGCUGGAAAUGGAGCAGGCUGAGCACGAGCCAGGAGGGAGGUUCCUGGAGAUGCACAUGUACAUGACAUCAGCCCUCAGCAAGAAUGACAUGAAAGCCAUCGGGCUGCAGAUGGCCCUGGACCUCCUGGCCACCAAGGAGCAGAAGGAUUCGAUCACAGGACUUCGGACCAGGACCCAGCCUGGCCGCCCUGACUGGAGCAAGGUGUUUGGGAAGGUGGCAGAGGAGAAGAGAGGGAAGGUCCAGGUCUUCUUCUGUGGCUCACCAGCGCUUGCCAAAGUCAUCAGGGCUCAAUGUGAGCACUUUGGCUUCCGCUUCUUCAAGGAACACUUCUAA